AUGUCGUCGAUUUCCCUCUUCCGUAUCGCCACCCGCGCCGUGCGCCCUUCCGGCUUCAUCAGAACUCCUCAAUUGCCCCGGUCCCGCGUGCAGGCCCCGAUCGCUCUCGCUAUCAACCGUCCCAGCUUCAGCACCACCACCCAGCGUCGCUCCGGCCACGAGGACGAGACGUACGAGGAAUUCUCUGCUAGAUUCGAGAAGGAAUUCGACGGUGUGCAGGAUGUUUUCGAGCUCCAGCGGAAUCUGAACAACUGCUUCGCCUACGAUCUCGUCCCUUCCAUUGAGGUCCUCUCCGCCGCCCUCAAGGCUGCCCGCCGCGUCAACGACUUCCCUACCGCUGUUCGCAUCUUCGAAGGUGUCAAGGCCAAGGUCGAGACCCAGGAACAGUACAAGCAAUACCUCGAGAACCUCGAGAGCCUGCGCCUGGAACUCGGCGUCGCUCUCCGCGAGGAGCUCUACCCCGAGGAGGCCUAA
Molecule: messenger RNA, 474 nt
Organism: Aspergillus steynii IBT 23096
Lineage: Eukaryota; Fungi; Ascomycota; Eurotiomycetes; Eurotiales; Aspergillaceae
Product: cytochrome c oxidase subunit VI
Exons: 4
Coding region: 1-474 (157 amino acids)
Biological process (GO): mitochondrial electron transport, cytochrome c to oxygen
Cellular component (GO): mitochondrial inner membrane
Source: RefSeq, a predicted model, not a curated record